Candoia aspera is the source of this 1781-nucleotide messenger RNA. RefSeq names its product solute carrier family 18 member B1 (gene SLC18B1). The record is from RefSeq and is a predicted model, not a curated record. Gene Ontology annotation, biological process: transmembrane transport. The coding region runs from base 28 to 1404 and encodes 458 amino acids. The transcript is spliced from 14 exons. NCBI's taxonomy places the organism in Eukaryota, Metazoa, Chordata, Lepidosauria, Squamata, Candoiidae. Gene Ontology annotation, molecular function: transmembrane transporter activity.
UCCAAGCCGCCUUAGAGCAGGAGCCCCAUGGCUAUGGGAAGCUACGAAGCGGCGGGUCCCCAGGUUGGCGAGAUUCCAGAUAAUGAUAGAUCAAAGGUUGCCAAUGAGGAACCCAGGCGGAUGACCAGAGAGCAGGUGUUUAUCCUGAUAGCAACAGCAUCUCUCAACUUCAGUUCAAUGGUUUGCUACUCGAUUCUGGGCCCCUUCUUCCCAAGAGAGGCAGAAAAGAAAGGGGCUAGUAGUACAAUAAUUGGACUUAUUUUUGGAUGUUUUGCAUUAUUCAACUUCCUGACAUCUUUGAUAAUGGGAAAAUAUCUUGCACGGAUUGGAGCAAAGUUUAUGUUUGUUGCUGGUAUGUUUGUAUCAGGAUGUGUCACAAUUCUCUUUGGAUUUUUGGACAAAGCACCUGACGGGCCAAUAUUCAUAACCCUGUGUUUUUUGGUUCGAGCAAUGGAUGCCAUUGGUUUCUCUGCUGCAGGAACAGCCUCAUUUUCUAUUCUCAUAAAUGCUUUCCCCCAAAAUGUAGCUACAGUUAUGGGUACUCUUGAAAUUUUUACCGGUUUGGGAUUAGUGAUGGGCCCCCCAAUUGGUGGCUUUUUGUACCAGAGUUUUGGCUAUGAAAUCCCUUUCAUUGCACUUGGAACUGUGACGCUGCUUAUGGUGCCUCUGAACAUGUUCAUCUUACCAAAUUAUGGUUCAGUUCCUAAAAAUGAUUCGUUCUUGAAGCUUAUUGUUCUACCAAAAGUUAUAAUCCUUUGUCUAACUAUAUUUGGAUUAAGUGCGAGCUUAGCCUUUCUAGAUCCUACCAUGUCAUUAUUUGUCUUGGAAAAAUUUAAAUUGCCAGCAGGCUAUGUUGGAUUAGUAUUCCUGGCAGUAGCACUCCCUUAUUCCUUAACUGCACCGCUUCUUGGUUUUCUAAGUGACAAAAUACCGAGUUUAAGGAAGUGGCUGUUGAUCUUUGGAGGUUUGCUGUCUGCAUUUUGCUAUUUUUUCUUAGGACCUGCUCCCAUCUUGCAUAUUGAAAGUCAGCUUUGGCUUUUCAUUCUGAUGUUGGUCCUGAUCGGUUUUGCUCUUGCGAUGACUGGUAUCCCAAUAUUCCCUGAAGUACUCAGUUGUGCAUAUGAGAAUGGAUUUGAGGAAGGAUUAAGCUUGUUAGGACUUGUGUCUGGACUCUUCGGUGCAUUAUGGGCACUCGGGUCUUUUGUAGGUCCAACUUUAGGUGGCUUCUUAAAUGAGAAACUGGGUUUUGAAUGGUCUGCAGCUAUACAAGGAGGAUUGCCUUUGUUAAUUGGACUAGCAGCUGCAAUUUUUUACAUCUAUGAAGCUGUACAAAAGAAGAGGUCGCAUCCUGGAAAUCUGCUUGGUUCAGAGCAAGAGAGAACUCUUUUACUGAAUGGAGUUUAAUGAGAUUUGUUUUGUUGCCAGUUUAAAUCUAACCUCAUCAGCAAAUUUAAGAGCAUAAUAUGCAAACAAAGAGCAAGCAAAUGUCAUGAAAUGUAGUUCUUGCACAAUGCCCCUUCACAAUCUCUGGAUCCUAAGGAAUUAUGGUGUACCGCUCUCUUAUUAGACAAUAAUGUACCAUUCCAUUAUUAGAUAUACCAUUCCAAUUUUAGCCUUUUUUCAUUUCUGUAGUGAUCUUCUGAAAAAGUUACAUUGGAAUGUCAAAGACGUUUAGAUAGUAAAAGUGUUUUGCACAAAAGGUUCUAUUAUUUGUGACACUGAUACUGUGAUAUGGGGGCAUGCACAAAAAUGCAAACUAAUAAGAAUGUUAUUUCAAAUGA